AUGCGGAGGGCAGCAGAGCACGUCCAGCUUCUCAGCCAGGUCCACCUUCUGACCAGCGUCUGUGAGAGCCUCCAGCAGGAAGCAGAGACAGCCAAACUCUUCCUGAAGGAGCUGGCCAGCUUCGCUGAGAAGGCCAGCGAGAUCCACUCAGCCAAGGGGCCGGGAUUCACCUCCUCCUUCCUGUCCUGCAAUCUGAAGGAGGCGCUGAGGCUUGUGGAGGAGUUCGACCAGCGUGUCAGACCGUGUGUGGAGACCCCGCAGCCCAAGGAGGAGCCAAAGAUGAACCGGCGAUUUGACGAGUCCAGAGUCCUGCCGAGGGAGGUGGCCUGGAUCCUGGCCACACGGAAUGUCUUCAUGUACCCGGAGCUGCUUCCACAAGUUGCCCUCCAGCCCAGGCAGCCCAAGGACAAAGCCUGCUUCACCAAGGGCGAAGACAACUUGCUGGUCCUGGGUCUGAAGCACUUCGAGGACACGGACCUGCCCAAGCCCCUCAUCAGCCAGUACCUGAUGCCCCCGAAGACUUAUCAUCAGCUGUCCUUCCACAUCAAGAACCUCAGCGUGAGCCGGGCGCCCGACAACGUCGUCAAGCUCUACAGGAAGAGGAAGGUGCUGCUACCCAUGCCCAGCCCCUUUACAGCAGUGCCCCCCGGAGACAUGCGCCCACCCAUCGAGCGAGCAGAGAGUCAGCUGCCCUUUUGGCUUCAGAGGAGCCUGCUGGCGAUUCGGGGAUGGCUGGAGCAGAGGGGGGGCGGAGAGAGUGGCGACAUCCCCCUGUUGAUCCCUGAGGAGCUGCCCCUGCAGCUGAAGCCCAGGGUCAGCCACCUGGCCCGCAGGGAACUGCGCCGGCGCAAGCACAGGCCCUCGGGGGGCAAGCCCGUCCUCAUCCACCCCGCGGGCAAGAAGUCCUCGCUCAAGCAGGCGGGACCCCUCCUCCCUGCCAAGCCCACCGUUCGCACCCGCCCCCGCCUCAUCCAGCCCGCCCCCGCGCCCCUCUCCGCCCUCUUCCAGCUCCCCCAGGGUCAGUCCAUCCCCCCCUCCUCCUCUCCUGCUGCCAACCCCGGCAGGAAGCCCUGGGGUCGGCGAGCGUCCCGGGCUGAUGGCAGGGGCAGGCGCCCCCGAGCCACCAUCGUCCCCGCUCCCCCCCGGACCCCCGUCAUCCUGACCGUCCCCACCGGCCUGAAGCUGCUGAGCCUGGGCGGGGGCUGCAACGUGAUCCGGCCCCUCCCCGCCGCUCCCUCCGUUGCCCCGGGGCAGCCCCUGGGGUUGGCCGCGGUGGUGGUGAGUCCGGCUGCCUUCACCUGUAGCCUGAAUCGUCCCCCCGCCCCGGAUUCCCAGCCCCCCGGCCUCCCCCAGCCGGCCGACGGGAGUGGGGAGAGGCCGCAGGGAUCUCCCGAGGCGUCCCCUCCCGAGGUCCCCGCCAGCCCGCCCCCCGAGGGACGGGUGGAGGAGCCGCCCUUGGCCACCGAGGAGGCAGCCUCGCCAGUCAGCCCCUCCCUCGGCGGGGCGGAGCUUCCCGGUGCUCCGGAGCAGCCCGGGGCGGAGGGGUCUCCCCGAUCAGAGGAGCAGCCGCCCAUCCUAGGUCUCGGGCAGGAGCUAGACGUGGGAGCGCCGCCGGAAAACCCGGCCGAGGACGUCUCCACCGAGGGGAGGGAGGCUCCUGCCAGCCCGCCACGUCGGCCGAGGGCUGAGGAGGAGGAGGAGGAGGAGGAGGAAGAGGAGGAGGAGAGGGUCCCCGAGAAAUCCGACGGCACCCUCAGCGCUGGGGAGUCCUCGGUCAGCCCAGAGGAUGGGAAGAGCCAGGCGGACAAGGCGGAGAAGGCCGGCCAGGAGGAGGAGGACGACGAGGAUUUUGACGACCUCACCCAGGACGAGGAAGAUGAAGAGGUCUUGUCCUCGGCCUCCGAGGAGUCGGCCCUCUCCGUCCCAGAGCUACAGGAGACCAUGGAGAAGCUGACGUGGCUGGCGUCCAAGCGGCAGCUCAGCCAGGAGGGCGACUCAGAGGAGGAGAACUCGCAGGAGGAGAACUCGGAGCCCGAGGAAGAGGAGGAGGGUGAGGGGCUGGAGCUGCUGCAGAAGGAGGGCGAGCGGGGAGGGGAGGAGAUGGCCCUGACUGAGAGCCACGGCUCCCCGUUCCCUGCGGCCGGCGCGGACGCCCACGCCAGCAGCCGGCUGCCAGGUCAGGGUGCGAAGCUGUCGGGCAGGGGCAAGGCUGGGUGCAGGGCGCGGGCGAGGCGGGGACGGAGGCGCAUCAGCAAGGACACCUCCAAACUGCUGCUGCUGUACGCCGAGGACAUCCUCAGCAACGACCCGCUCCGCGAGCAGAAGGACAUGGCGUUUGCACAGGCCUACCUGGGCAAGGUGCGGGAAGCCCUGCAGGACGUUCCCGGGAAGUACGAGGAGUUCCUGCGGAUCCUGUACGACUUUGAGAUGAACCGGGAGCAGCGGACAGCCGUGGAUCUGUACGGCGACCUGUGCGACAUCAUCCAGGACUGGCCACAGUUACUGAAGGACUUCGCCGCCUUCCUGCUCCCCGAGCAAGCUCUGCAGUGUGGGCUGUUCGAGGAGCAGCAGGCGUUCGACAAGAGCCGCAAGUUCCUCCGGCAGCUGGAGAUCUGCUUCGCCGAGAACCCCUCCCAGCUGCAGAAGAUCAUCAAGGCGCUCCAGAGCUGCGUGGUGUGCUCGCCGCCGGACGUUGCUGAGCUGAAGGUGCAGGUCUGUCAGCUGCUGAAGGGCCAUCAUCACCUUCAGGACGAGUUCUCCCUGUUCUUCGACCAGCUGCGGCCCCCCGCCAGUCGAAUGAAUGACUUCGAGGAGGUGAACUGGACCGAGGACAAGGAGUACGAGUUCGACGGGUUCGAGGAAGUUGUGCUCCCCGAUCUCGAAGAGGAAGAGGAGCUGCAGAAAAUGGCCCCCCCUCCCCGGAGCAAGAGGCGGAGGGAGGGGCACUCACACGACAAGGGCCUGGAUCACAAGGCGAAGGGCAAAGACUCCAUGAGCAGCAGCGUCCCGGAGGACUGGAGCCCCCAGCCCACGCUGAAGGAUUCCGGGAAAGGCGGAGACUCCGUGGAGGAAGACCUGGAGCGGAGGGAGGAUGCAGGAGCGGCCGGCAGUGGGGGGCAGCAGUUGGCACCCACCGCUGGUUGGAGCUGGGAGCCAUCCCCCAGCGCAAGCGGAGAGCUGCUGCCCUCAGGGUCCCGCUGCUGCCCGGAGAGCGAAGACGAGGAGAGCCGAGGGCUGCCGGUGGCCGGCGAGGGGGUGCGGUCCCCCGGGGAGAGCCGCAGCCCGGCGACCGAGGACGGCUCGCCUCCUCCACCGAGGGAGGGGGGCCCUGAUACCGGCUGCGGAGGGGCAGGGGAGCAGCCCCCGGCACCGGGCGGUCGCCACUCGGUGAAGUUCGCCUCGGCCGGAGCCCAGGUCCGCUUCCGGAGCUGCCAGGAGAUGGCCCUGGCUCACAGGGCCUUGCGGGAUGGCUGUGUCCAGGGCGUCGGUGCUCCGGAGAUCCCGGCCGAGGAGGAGGAGGAGGAGGGGCAGGCACAUGCUGCCGUGUGCGCCAAGAACACCUGUGUGAGCUCCACUGGGGAGCGGAUGGUGCUGUGGACCAGGGAAGCAGACCGAGCAAUCCUCACCGCCUGCCAGGAUAGGGGGGCCAACCAGGAAACGUUCAGCUGGGUUGCACAGCGGCUGAACAGCAAGUCAGCCCAGGAGGUCUCGCAGCGGUUCCGGGAGCUGAUGCGCUUGUUCCACACCUCGGGAGACGCCAGCACAGACGAGGAGGACGACACCCUGGCCAACAGCAACCCCGAACAGCGGGCAGACUGGCUGAUCUCGGACGAGGACCAGGACUGAGUGCCUGGGAGCUCCUGAGCUGGAGUGUACAACCUUGUACUGCUGUUCAGGAAGGUGGAGCAGGUUGCUGGACUGUUGACUGUCACCAUCCUGGGACAAAGGUAUCCUGAUAAAUUGUGCCAUUUUAGGAACUGCUGUGUUAAUGUUUCAGGGAAUCCAAGCUGCUGCUGGGUUCCCUGCACGUAUUUAAUUUCACUUUUGUGCUGAUGUUGUGUCUCUCACAUGGAUUCCUGUUCCCACUAACCACCCAGCCUGGUCUGUGAUGGACCUUUAUUUAUUGGAGAGGCUGGGUUGAGACAGAAUAGCGUGGCAGAUGAAUCCUGGAUCCUGGUCAUUCACCCUGUGACUGCCUCUGCCAAGGGUGCAGCAUUCCAGCUCUUACGCAACAGAAGCUCAUGGACCCAACCUGCUUUAGGGAUGGGGCACUGGACAAUCCCUUUCCCCAGCACGAUCCAAUCAGUGGAAAUAUCACAGAUCCAAUCAUGGUUUGCAAAAUUUGGCCUAUUCUCCGUCAGAUGCUGUGAGCGUGAAGCGUCCUGGGCAAGGGCAAAUCACGCUUGUGCGUGAAGUUUGGGCUUUUACAGGUUGUGGCAAAUGGCUUUGAUUCCUUUGUCAAGGGGCUAUUGAAGGCUGCCCGAGCCCUCUCAGGCCCACAGAGUAACUGUACUGGUCAGUCUGCUCCUGGAAUGGUUGGGGCCAGUGGAUCAGGCACACUGCCCACUCCAGUUACAAAGACUGCGACUAGGUCAUUACCACAUGUUGUCUCCUGUAAAUAUGUAUGUGAAACAUAUCCUUUGUAUAACUUAAAUUAUAGUGACUGUACAUACAUCAAAACUAGCAGUGCGCAACUCCCGGGUAAUUCAAUAAAUCUUUCCCCCCCACAAGGUUUCCCCUCUCAAAUGGUGUGAAGAAAUACAGGACAGGUUAUACACAGAGAAAUGCUCCCUCUGCACUGUUCUGUGAGGGACAGGGUUACAUGCAGUGCAAUGAUGCUUCUAUACGCCCAUCAUCAUCAAAACAUUCACUGUGUUAAGGAAACCAAUCAAACACAGUUUAUCUCAACAGUCCCAUCAGAUGAUAAAGAGAAAGAAGUUAAACAGGUAGUAAAGCUCCUGCCCUGGGAGAAUGAUGGGACCAA
Messenger RNA from Pristis pectinata (smalltooth sawfish), 4984 nucleotides. RefSeq names its product GON-4-like protein. Gene Ontology annotation, biological process: regulation of DNA-templated transcription. Gene Ontology annotation, cellular component: nucleus. Bases 1 to 3846 code for a protein of 1281 amino acids. Lineage: Eukaryota; Metazoa; Chordata; Chondrichthyes; Rhinopristiformes; Pristidae. The record is from RefSeq and is a predicted model, not a curated record. Gene Ontology annotation, molecular function: transcription coregulator activity. The transcript is spliced from 17 exons.